This is a messenger RNA of Rotaria socialis, 1806 nucleotides long. Lineage: Eukaryota; Metazoa; Rotifera; Eurotatoria; Philodinida; Philodinidae. The record is from the annotation of a GenBank genome assembly.
AUGAAUCGAUCCACAUCUAUUCAUGCUUUCGAUUUAACUAGCACGCUAACAUCUAAUGCACUCACGUCUAAUAUGACCAAUGAGUCAGAUAGUCAGCAAAGCACCAAACCUAUGCCUGGAAGAAAAGCUCUCAUUCCUGCAAUUACUCUUUCACCUCAGGUUUUACCAGGUACGGAUACAAAUCAACGAUCACUUAAAAAUUCAAAGGAAGAACAUGUAAAAGAUUCAUCUUCUAUUAAUAAAGUUGAUAAUAAAGAUACAACAAAGAUCGAUAAUGUACAAGUAGUUCAGACCAUGCAUGAAAAUACUAAUAUGCCAUUGGACUCUAGAAAUGUUAAAGUUGAUAAUACACGAGAGGAAUGUUAUGACGAUGAUAAUUCAUUCGAUGUGUUCAUUUUGAGUACCUUUACAUCAUUUUCUGGUAAGCAGCGCGUCGACGAAUGGCUAGAUGUAACUGAGAGUUUAUUCAAUCAAUACAAAAUAUCACGCUCGUUGAGAUAUGAAACGAUACCACUUUUGCUAGAAGGUAAUGCUAAACGUAAAUAUAUUCACCAUCAUCAUUCAAUUCAAUCAUUUGAUGACUUGUGUGAAUUCCUGCUUUCUGGGUUUGACACUUCGAACACGCUAGAACCAAAGAAAACGCCUGUGUCCGUUUCUCAGUCGGCAGAGACGUCCCAAUUGCACUCACUUAAGAUGAGCAAUGUUAUCGUUGAACCGAACGCCACCAGCUCAUCUGGUGAUGCGUCAGUUUUAAAUCAUUCCUCAGUUACACCGAAUGCUUCAACUAUGUCACUUGAUACCAUCACGAAUGGUCUUCGUAAAGCUAUAUUACAAGAUUUAAUAAAGAAUCUGAAAUUAUUUAGAGGAGGUAAAGAUGGCGUACAGAAAUGGAUCGAAGAUAUCGAUCAUCUUAUGGAAGUUGCACAUGUUUCGGAUACCAAUCGAUUAGAUCUUAUUUUGUAUUCAUUAAGAGGAAAUGCCUUGCAAUGGUAUAAAUCGUACAAAUCGACAUUUACAUCUUGGAAUAUCUUCGUACAAGAGAUUAAGAAAGCUUUCACAUCAUCCUUUCGAGAAGAACUCGCAUUCAAAACGUUAGAGUCUUAUGUACAGGCCGAAAAUCAAUCUGUUCGUAACUUCUAUCAUAAAGUUCUUAAAUUAUGCAAAGAGGCCGACGCUAAUAUGAUCAAUUCCACUAAGUUGGAAAAUCUUUUAAACAAAGUAAAACCGGGCAUCCAAUUUGAAGUCCGUAAAAAAAGACCCACAACUAUUGCUCAGUUUUUGGAUUAUGCAAAGGAAGUCGAGGAACUUUUACAGUUGUCUGGCAUAAAUGUUAAUACGAGUGCGGUUAGUAUUUCGAAGCCAAUUGAAGUUUCUGAUUUACAAACUCCUUCUGCAAAUAUAUCAUCGGGUUAUAGUCGAGUUUUUCGUCCUAAUCAGUUUCGAAGUUAUCCACGUAAUCAACAAUAUCCAUUUUCCUCAACACAAUUCACACCUAGUAACACCUAUAACUCUUAUCGUCGCUAUGCGAAUCCCACAUUUCAAUCCAAUCAACGGUUUCAGUCGAAUCGAUUUCAACCUUCGUAUAUACCUAUGAAUACUAGCAAUAAUAUUCCUAGUCACGCUCCAACGCGUCAGAAUGUUAAUUCUCGUCGUACCAACAGUAACUUUCGCCGCCGUACAGCUAACUCGAUACAACCACUAUUAGCAUCUGCUGAUAUUGCUCAGCCAGAUGAUAUGUCUUUUUCUACUAUCAGUAAUAGCUGUAAUCAAUCCGGACAUGAGCCUUUAGCUUGUCCGAAUUUCUAA